Doryrhamphus excisus (bluestripe pipefish) is the source of this 7126-nucleotide messenger RNA. Its product is annotated as nuclear receptor coactivator 3-like. Gene Ontology annotation, biological process: positive regulation of transcription by RNA polymerase II; cellular response to hormone stimulus. Gene Ontology annotation, cellular component: nucleus. NCBI's taxonomy places the organism in Eukaryota, Metazoa, Chordata, Actinopteri, Syngnathiformes, Syngnathidae. The record is from RefSeq and is a predicted model, not a curated record. Gene Ontology annotation, molecular function: protein dimerization activity; nuclear receptor binding.
CCUCAACUUACAGAACUGGCUUCUUUCGGCUCCGGGAGUGUUUCUCAUUUAAACAAACAGUACUGAAGAUGGCGGAGAGUUCAUGGUAUAAAGAAGAAAUAUUAGUCCGGUAGAGAGAUACGUCUACAAGAUUCCACUGACCAACCCCCAUAGGACCACACCCCCUGAGAGUGGGGGGAGAAUCUGUCCAUUGCCUCAGCACUAUCACAAGGUGCUGAUAUGCGUACACGAUGAGCGGUUUGGGGGAGAACUCCAUGGAACCUCUGAGCUCAGAAAAUCGGAAACGCAAACUCUCCACUUGUGACACGCCUGGUCUUGGGAGUGAGAGGAAGCGGCGGGAGCAGGAAAGCAAAUAUAUCGAGGAGCUGGCGGAGCUGAUCUCCGCCAACCUUAGCGACAUCGACAGCUUCAAUGUCAAACCAGACAAAUGUGCAAUCCUCAAAGAGACAGUGCGCCAAAUCCGCCAGAUCAAAGAGCAAGGCAAAGCUUCAACCAGUGACGACGAUGUUCAGAAAUCAGAUGUAUCCUCAACAGGUCAAGGAGUCAUUGACAAAGACCACCUUGGUCCGCUCCUGCUGCAGGCAUUGGACGGCUUCCUGUUUGUGGUGAACCGCGAGGGAAGUAUUGUGUUUGUGUCGGACAACGUGACACAGUACCUGCAGUACAAACAGGACGAGCUCAUUAACACCAGUGUGUACAACAUUCUGCACGAAGAAGACAGAGAGGAGUUCCACAAGAACCUGCCCAAGACCAACUUAAAUGGAGUGUCGUGGGGAAAUGAGGCGACCAGACAGAAGAGUCACACCUUCAACUGCCGAAUGCUCGUCAAAUUUGGCCACGGCCAUGGAGCCAUGGAGGAGGGGCCAGGAGGGCCACGCUAUGAGACCAUGCAAUGUUUUGCCCUCACGCAACCUAAGGCCAUGAUUGAGGAGGGGGAAGACCUACAGUCAUGUAUGAUAUGUGUUGCCCGUCGGGUUACAGCCAUGGAGAGAACGGAGAGUUUCAAUACAAGGCAUGAGCUCUCAGGUAAACUCAUCCAGAUUGACCAGAACUCUCUGCGAGCAUCAAUGCGUCCCGGCUGGGAGGACUUAUUGCGGCGGUGCAUUCAGAUGUUCCUUCAGCACAGUGACGGGCAACCCUGGUCACAUAAACGCCACUAUCACGAAGCUUUUUUGCAGGGUCAUGCAGAGACGCCACUUUAUCGCUUCUCUCUGUCUGAUGGCACUCCAGUCACAGCGCAGACAAAGAGCAAACUGUACCGUCAUCCUAUGAGCAACGAGCCACAAGGCUUCAUCUCCACUCACCUCCUUCAGAGAGAACCAAAUGGCUACCGCUCGGCUCAGGGUGGGAACAUGAUGCCCAACACCAUGAGACAGCAAACCAUGGGUGGUCCCAACCCCAAUGCCCAAAUCAAUAUGAACACCAGUGGAGGGAUGGGCAUGGGGGGCAUGGGUGGAAUGAACAGGGGCUUUGGUAUGAACGAGCAAAGCCACAUGGGUCACAUGGGUCAGAUGAGUGGCUGCUCCGCAUAUGGAGGAAGCAGUGGUGGAGGGGGCGGAGGCAUGGGCAACCGCAUGAUGCAGAUGAGCCAGAUGGGACAUAUGAACCAAAUGGGUCCCAUGAAUAACCCAGGCCAAGGUAUGCAGCAGCACCCACAGCAGCCCCCCUUCCAGAGCAGCGGUGGUUUUGGGUUGAGUGGCUUGAACAGCCCUUCAGGAAGCCCCCGGAUGGGUGGUCCCCAAUCAGGACUCUUAAUGUCACCUCGAAAUAGAGGUAGUCCAAAGAUGGGCGGCAAUCAGUUUUCUCCAGGAGGCAUGCACUCGCCCAUGAGUGGCAUUUGCAGUGGUGGAGGAGGCAGUGGGAACACAACAACCUACUCCAGCAGCUCCCUAAACGCCUUACAAGCAAUCAGUGAAGGAGUAGGGAACUCCGUCAGCACCACUCUGAUGUCUCCUUCGCCAGUACAUAAACCUGAUACCUCUCCUAGCGUCCACUCCUCUUCUUCUUCCCAGCCAAACCAAAUGGCCAAACCAGCCCAGGAUGGAUCCAAAAGCCCAGCGGGAGGCUUGGGGCUCGGGCUCGGUGACCAGCACCACCCCAUGCACCAUCACCACAAUCAUCAGCAUCCUCAGGCUGAGAGUUCUGGGGAUAGACCUGACAGCCAAGCAACUACAGCACCGAAAGAAUCUUCAGAGGGGAGCAGCGAGGCUGGUGGGGGGACAUCGGAGACCACUAGAAGGUUACCAGACAGUAAGGGCCAUAAGAAAUUGCUCCAGUUGCUGACCUCGCCAACGGAGGAGCUCGCGAUAGGAGGCAGUGGACCAACAGGGCCCCCUAAUCUGCCACCAUCAACCAACAGCAGUACUCCGGUGACCUCAGAAACUAAGGACCCCAAUGGGGGGAUGACUAGCCCCUCAUCCACGGGUGUGUCCUCUUCGUCCUCAGCCAGUGCCAAUUCAAGCCAGACAAGCGGGCUUGCGGGUGUGUCCACAUCAGCUAGCUACACGGGCUCACUGCAAGAAAAGCAUAAAAUCCUCCACAAGCUUCUCCAGAAUGGCAAUACACCUGAUGAGGUAGCAAAGAUCACAGCCGAGGCUACAGGAAAGGUGUCACUCGGGAACCAAGAGGGUGCUGAAGUAGGUACCGGAGCGUCGGGUGUAGGGAGCGGGCCGGGCUUAAUCACUGAACCCAAGCAGGAGCAGCUUAGCCCCAAAAAGGAGAAAACUCAUGCCCUCCUUCACUAUCUACUCAACAAGGAUGAUUCUAAAGAGCCAUUGGAUGUCAAGCCCAAACUGGAGGAUUUAGACGGCAAGGGAACCUCUGGGACCGCUGGCGGUCCUCCACGGGGAGGCCCUGGAUCUGCACCUGAACAUCAUGAGAGUAAGAUCAAGUCAGAGCCACCUGAUGAUUUGCACAACCUUGAGUCUAUCCUGGGAGAUCUGAGGGGGUCAAGCUCUGAUUUUUACUCAGAUCAGGCAGGAGGUGCUGGGUCAAAUGACACAGUUAACAAACCACAGGGUGGCCUUGAUGACAGCCUACAGAGGAGUCCAGGUAUGGGUGCAGGACCUCGAGGGUCCUUUCAGAGGGCCUUAUCUGUGGAGGGGAAGCCUCCCGGUGGGCUUGGAGGAGCAGGAAGACGCCCCAUGCUUGUCAAGCAGGAGAAUAUGAUUGGUAGUCCAGAUGGCUACUCAGGAAACAUGGGACAACUGAAUAGGGGCAUGGUUCCCCAGAGAUCUCCCAUGGCUGGAUCUGGAGACUGGGGUAUACCUCGAUCCAGUACCAGUCCAGUGGGUUCAGCUGGCCACCCCUCCAUGAUGCGUCCCAAUAUGGAGUACAGGGGUAGCAAAGGAAUGAUGACGGCGUCCAUGGUGAGCCGUUCCAACAGUAUUCCGGGAUCCAGGUCUAUGCUUCAGCAGCAGCUGAUGGACAUGGGUGGCACCACUGACAUGAUGGGUGGGAACUCCUUCAACCAGCAAAGCCAGCCCAACCAGUCCACUUCAUGGUCAGAUACUCUCAUGGGCAUGGAAGGCAACAGACGCCAAUUCGCCAACACUCUGGAUGAACUUCUGGUGCCACCCACUACCACUGAGGGUCAAAGUGACGAGCGGGCGCUUUUGGACCAGCUGGAUUCCCUUUUGAACAACACGGAUGGCAUGGCCCUUGAGGAGAUAGACAGGGCUCUUGGCAUUCCAGACCUCGUCAGCCAGACACAGGGAACAGAGCAGCAACUGGAGACUUUUACUGGACAGGAACCGUCAAUGGUGCUGGACCAGAAGCCUCUGUAUGGACAAGGCUAUCCCGGACCCCCGACUAUGCCCAUGCAAACUGGCUACGGAGGGAACCCAAUGCAGGGACAACCUCAGCAGGGAGGAUUUGGGCCCAUGUUGUCACAAAUGGGACAAAGCAACAGCUUCCCCGGCAUGGGUGGAAUGGGGGGCAUGGGGCACCCUCGUGCAAACAUGAUGAGGCCGAGGAUGAUGAGUGCUAAUAAGCCCAUGAGGCUCCAGCUGCAACAGAGGCUGCAGGGACAACAGUUCAUGAAUCAGACCCGCCAGGCCAUGGGCAUGAAGAUGGAGAACCCUGGAGGCAAUCCCGCCAUGCGGCAAGCCAUGCAGCCAGGCAUGGCUGCACAGCAGGGUUUCUUGAACGCUCAGAUGAUGGCUCAGCGCAGCAGGGAGAUGGUGACAAUGCAGAUGAGGAGGCAGCGCAUGAUGAUGCUGAUGCAGCAACAGCAGCAGCAACAGCAGGCGGCUGCAGGUGGAUUCAGCCCCCCGCCAAACGUCACCGCUCCCGGCGGCAUGGACAACCCAGUGGGGGGGCUAAAUAUGGUUCAGCCUGGUCCCCAGCAGUUCGGCUACGGAGGGAAUUAUGGAAUGAGCCAGCAGGGGGACCCGUCAUUUGGUCCUUCUGGCAAUAGUCCUCCAAACACCAUGAUGCCAGGCCGCCUGGGGCCUCAAAAUCCCAUGAUGCAACAACACCCGCAGGGUGGUCCUAUGUACCAGGGUGCGGAUAUGAAGGGCUGGUCGCAGGGAGGCAUGGGACGCAACAGUUCGUACCCUCAGCAGCAGUUUAGCCAACAAGUGCCACCAGGGCAGCAGCAGCAGUUUGGGCAGCAAGGAAAUCCAGGCCAGUAUGGGGGCAUGAUGAUGAACGGCGGCAUGGCCGCCGGUGGAGGAGGUGGUGGUCACAUGGGUCAGAUGGGAGGUCAGAUAGGCAUGAAUCCAAUGGUAAUGGGGCGCAUGAUGGGACCAGAUCAGAAAUAUUGCUGAAACUGAUGCCGGAAGCUGUAAUCUCCAGUGAAAAGCCGCAAGAGGACAUGUUGGUGUGCUUGACAUUCACCACAUGGGGGCGCAAAGUUUCCUUUUGAUUGAUGCCUUUGUAGUGUGGCCACCUAAGGAGAAAUCAGUGUGGAAAUAACAGUGCUGAUGAAACACUGCAAGAAACACAAACCCCCCCAUUAUACACACACAAUUGUGUGGUCCUUCAGCUGACUGCAGUUAGAUAUUGCUGUCCUACCAGGUAGCUGCACUGGUUGGGUCCUACGAUGUCUCUAGGCUUUGAGGUGCUAUGGAGACUUGUGUGUGUUUUCGUGUGAGUGUGAAGCCCUCCUUUUGUCGAAUGUAUUAUGAAACUGCAUUAGAAAUGUGCAUUUUCUUCUCAUUCCCAAUCUCUCUCAUGUUUCCUUGGCCGUCUCGCUCCCAGAGAGGAGGUGCCGACAGUAAAGAUGGUUGUAAGCAAGCCACCAAGAUUGUGACACUCGGGGAUGAAUGUCAGCGAGGAAAACACAAUGUUUUGUGGCCUCCAAGGCUGGGCGGGGCUAGCAUACAAAUGAAUUACUCGUUGGCUGAUUGCACUUUAAGGAGAGGCCAACAUCGAAAGGAUUGUGGCAAAAGAGGCCUUUACUUUAAGAAUGAACCCAUAGCAGCAGAUAUUACGUUUAUUUUCACAUGUUUUCUCCAGGAUUUGUGGAGAAAUGGGAGGGGUGGGGGUUAUGGGAAAUGUUGUCUGAGGUCUUUAACCAAUGGGAAAGUAGCAAGCACAGAUUUUAGCCAACAUUCUUAUCGUCAGCGAUUUAUUAUAAGAGUAGAAAUUAAGACAGGGGGGAAUAAAAAAAAAAACAUUUUAAAAACUCCACUGAUGUACGGUAUAUUUAUACAGAUUCAAGAAGCGAUUCUUUUAUCAAUCCAGAGGAAAUAUUUUAAAAUCAGAAAGUUGAAGAUAUUUUGCUUAUCUAAAAAUACAAAUUUUCAAGGUUUGAAAGUACAAAACUAGAAAACGGGCCAAGUGUGAAGCUGAAGUGUGUGUGUGUGUGUUUACGCUCACACUGUAAGAUUUCAAUUUCUAGCAAUAAUCCUUCCUUCUGGUUCACGUCUUUGUUGAAGCAUCAUUUCCCUCAUAGCGGCAGCGGUACAGCAGUAUUAGACAUGGUGUGUGUUGUUUGGAGACCUUUAUUGUUGAUAGAAAAUUGUAAAUAGGCUUCAAAUGUAUGAUAUAUAAAUAUAUAUAUGCUUUUGUAGGUCACAUACUUUUUUUGCACAGAUUGCAAGGCUUAAUAUUUAAUAAGUGUAAUUUGUCUCAUUCCAUCAUAGGUCAGCUUUGUUUCUUAUUGAGAGAGAGAGAGAGAGAAAAGGGCCUCCUAUUUUUUUAAAGCGGUAUGUGUAUAAUUUAUUUCAUACUGCCAUGUCUCUCUUCUAAAAAAAAAAAAAAAAAGCACUUUUUUGUUGUGAUUUUAACAUUAACUUCUUUUCAUUUCACGCGGACAUGCUAUUUGUUAUAGAGGUGCUAGUGAACAAACAUGUUCAUUUUAAAGGAAUUACUUGGAGGGGAAAUAUAUCCAAAUACAUAAUUAUUUAAAGCUUGACUUUAUGCCCAAAUGUCGCACUAUUCUUUUCCUUGUGAGUCUCACCAUAGUCCUUGGUUUUUGCUUCUAAAUGUUUCAUCCUGUGGCUAACUUUUUGGAUUGUUCUGCUAAAUCUCAUUCUAGUCCUUUUUAGUGUGACUUGUUCCCUCUUCCCUAUUGGAGGAAUCUACCUAUGAAGACAUGCUCAAUCCAAAGAGUUUUUUUUUGUUUGUUUUUUGUCCUUCUGCACUGCUUAGAGACACUUCCUGUACUAGAGCGUACUUAUGUGGGCUUUCACUGUUGCGCCUAUGAUACUCCUUGAAUAUGAUUAACAUAUAUGAUAUCCCCUCAUAAAAGAUUAGAGUAGAGAGUAAGAGUCUGGUACUGCUGAGCAUCUUUUUGGUUUCUCUUCUUUUCCCGGAAAGAAUCGCAGUGCAGUUACUUCACAAGAGAUUGUUAGGAUUUUCUAAAUCGGAAAGUUGUUUUUUGUCCCAGUCCAAAUGAAAAUGAUUCAAUGUUUUUUUGAUCUGAAAACUAGGAACUCCUGUCAGUUCAUGGAUGGAGCAACGAAAAGAUACAAUACAGGAUGUAAAAUACUGUUCUUUUCUUACCUUGUUCUUGAUGUUAAUAUUGUUGUAAAUACAAAUUUAUAUUUAAACCACUUGUCUCUGCUGUCUUUUUCACCAGUGCCAAAUAAAUACUGACAGUACAGUGGAACCUUGGUUAGCGUCCGCCCCGGUUAGAAUGUUGUUUUGGUUAGGGUCAAAACAUUUGACCUCGGUUUGC